GCAAAAGGUCCAUAGAAGAGCGGUGCUCGGGGCUAGGCAUGUUCGGGCAUAGCCGGUGAAGGAAGGCCAGAAGCUCUGCAUGUAAUAGGAAUUGUCUCUCGAGUGCAGUUUAUUCCUCCUCACAGCUCCUGGGUCUUCACAGAGGAAAGAUGGAGAUCAAACACAAUGCUUCAGAAAAGCCCCAGCUGGAUGCUCCUGUCCCCAGUGGGCAUUCAGCAAACAGGAGGAUCGGAAGAUUCUCACAUAAAGAGUGCCUAAUCUUUUCUGUAAUCCUGAAUAUAAUCCUCAUUGUUGUUUUAAUAGUUAAAGGUUUGGUUUCACCUUCUCCAUGCCCUUUGUCAUGCCCUCCUGGUUGGCUUCACUAUGAAGGAAUAUGCUAUUAUUUCUCUAAUGAGGAAAGGAAUUGGACGAGCAGCCAGGACUUCUGCUCUUCAUAUAAUGCCUCCCUGGCUACAAUUGAAAAUGAGGAAAAGGAUUUUGUGAUGCGGUAUAGAGAGAAAGUGCCCUAUUGGAUUGGCCUCACAAGGCUCCUGGGACAGCCCUGGAAAUGGCAAAAUGGCCAAAUUGCAAGGCUGAAAGUUCUUGGAGAGGGAGACAACUGUGCGUAUUUGAGUGCUGAAGCCCAAGCCAGCGUCUCAAGGUGCAGCACAGAACAUCUCUGGAUCUGCAGCAAGCUUUCUAAUCUGACUGGAACAGGAUAGAAGGUGGCACCAUGACCUGCCCUGCUAUCCCAUCAUUCCCUGCUUCUUUUCUUGGGAAACUCGUUUCUUGGCUGGCAGCUUUACAGAAGAGUGGUGCCUCUGUUUAACCGCAAAACAACAACACUGAACUAACGAACCAGUAAACUUAUAGUUUUUCAAAACUUUGUACUGUGUCUUAUAAUCAGAAAUAACUUUUAGAAAAUCUGUAGUUCAGCUUAAUAUAAGGGCAACAUGCAUACAAAUUCACAAUACAAGUGGUAUAAAGUUACAGAUCCACAAUAUAUAAAGGUCUGCUAGGCUCUAAAUAGCCUUCUAAACAGGCAGUUGCUAAUGUACACCAUCUACAAAGCAUAUACAAAGACACAAAUGAACUGUUCCACAGUUUCUAAUAUCCCAGUACUAUCGAAUGAGGACUGCAGAGCAGCUCAGAGGUGGACGUUCAAAUGAUGCUGGACUUCUCAUCCAGAUUAAGACCAGUUUCAUGGACAGACUUUGCCAGCUUGCUUCCUCUUGUUAUGAGAAAAGAGACACUGACACUGUGCGGACCCAGCCUCCGGCAAAAUGCGACGUUUCUUUUCCAAAGCUUCUUUCAGACUUCUGCUUUCAUAUUGCUGCGUCUCAAGGAACUGUAUUUUUCUUUUGGGUCAAUUUUUAGUUUAGUCAUUUACACUAAAGCCACCAUUACUGUCUUUGUCCCAUAGCCUGGUCUGAAAUAUCCCUCCUAUCCCCCACUGUUGGUCCCCUAUUGAAAGCUCAGCGUUGUUCUGCCACCAUUUUCUCAGUAGUUUUACCUAGGAAGGACAAUAAGAUAAUCAGAAAAUAACUGGCCACAAAAUUCUUCUCCAGGUUUUUUUUAAUGUGGUGGCUGAACUUAUGCUGCAGUUUUGUAAAUGUUAUUGAUGAAAAAUGGCAUGCUUUUGCAAAUAAAUAACAAUUCCAGGCUGAA
This is a messenger RNA of Heteronotia binoei (common prickly gecko), 1647 nucleotides long. Its product is annotated as C-type lectin domain family 2 member D-like. The transcript is spliced from 6 exons. The coding region runs from base 150 to 701 and encodes 183 amino acids. Lineage: Eukaryota; Metazoa; Chordata; Lepidosauria; Squamata; Gekkonidae. The record is from RefSeq and is a predicted model, not a curated record.